Molecule: messenger RNA, 870 nt
Organism: Psilocybe cubensis
Lineage: Eukaryota; Fungi; Basidiomycota; Agaricomycetes; Agaricales; Agrocybaceae
Exons: 8
Coding region: 1-870 (289 amino acids)
Biological process (GO): fatty acid beta-oxidation
Cellular component (GO): mitochondrion
Molecular function (GO): enoyl-CoA hydratase activity
Source: RefSeq, a predicted model, not a curated record
AUGCCCACCAAGCCAAGCCCUACCGUAACCCGCAAGCAGAAGCUCCAACCACCAGCACAUUCGCACGAAAUCAACGUCUCGAUCCUCGAAAACAACCGCGUGCUGCUCGUGAGCUUUAACCGCCCCAAGGCGCUCAAUGCCAUGACGCCGCAGAUGGCGGACGAUCUGAAGAGGGUGUUGGAUUGGUUUGAGGAGGAGCCGGAGUUGUGGGUCGUCAUAGUGACUGGAGAAGGCCGGCUCUUCUGCGCAGGCGCCGACUUGAAAGCAUGGAACACCGACCAGCAAAACGGCAAGACCUCCGAACAAGAGGGCGUCAUCGCGCUCGUGCACGGUUUCGGCUCCAUCUCGCGCCGACAGUCCAACAAGCCCAUUAUCGCAGCCGUCAACGGCGGCGCGUACGGCGGUGGGCUGGAGAUGGUGCUUAAUUGCGAUAUUGUGCUUGCGAGUGAGGGCGCCAAGUUUGCGUUGCCGGAGGUUAAGCGCGGGGUUGUUGCGAUUCAGGGCGGUAUACCCCGCCUAGCUCAAAUUGCAGGACACCAGCUGGCCUCGGAACUGCUCCUGUUGGGCAAGACAAUAGAUGCCUCUGAGGCGCAGAGUCGUUUCGGGUUCGUCAACAAAAUUGUCCCACCAUCCGAAUUAAUCCCUGCCGCCAUCGACAUAGCGCAGCAGAUCAUCGCAAACUCGCCGGACGCGGUACAGUCGACGAAGCAUGGGCUCCUCCUCGCGCAGCAUAUGAACGUCUCCGAGAGCUUUUUGACGCACACAUGGAGCGCCCAUAGUAAGCGCGUAUAUAAGGGGGAUAACAUCAAAGAGGGGUUGAAAGCGUUUGCGGAGAAACGCACACCUGUUUGGACGAGUCCCAAGCUCUGA